Molecule: messenger RNA, 468 nt
Organism: Penicillium brasilianum
Lineage: Eukaryota; Fungi; Ascomycota; Eurotiomycetes; Eurotiales; Aspergillaceae
Source: the annotation of a GenBank genome assembly
AUGUCCGUCCAGCGCCCCAACGUCUCCAACGACCUGAUCUGGCUGAUCACCCGUAACCAGAAUGCUUAUCUGGUUCGCCGCAACACCGGCGGUGGCUCCCAGUUCUCCCGCGACCCCCUGAACCUGGUCAACAAGCACUCCUUCAAGUACUCCGGUUUCGCCAACAACAAGGCCGUCGGUGUCCAGUCCGCUGAGAACGGUGGUGUCACCGUCACCGCCAAGAAGCCCGGCAGCCCCCAGCAGCCCGCCCAGAACCAGGUUACCGUUACCUACGGCCCCAAGACCGCCACCCGCAAGAUCUACAAGGGUGUCGCCAGCAAGACCGCCCAGCACGGCUACCGCGCCGAUGUCCGCGAGGAGGCCGUUGCCCGUGUGAGCGCCGUCCGCCGCUCCCAGCUGCCCAAGAAGGAGACCCCCGCCUCCAAGCCCCGUGGUGCUCAGGCCCGCAAGGCCGAGACCUCUGAGUAA